AUGCUGGGCACCUACCUACCUACCAUCAAUACAACGAUACAGACAGAUACAGACCCAGACUCUGGACAAGGAUCUCGCAGUUUGUCGAGCCCAGAGAUGUCGGCAAGAGAAGAGAGAGUUCCCGUGAUAUCAUCGCCCGAUGGCAGCAUCGAUGGAGAAGCGCACACUAUGCCGUUACGCCCUCGCACACAGCUCGACAAUAUGAUCAACGAUGUCAUUGAGCAAUAUGAGGAUGAAGGAGAUGCCGACCGUCAGCAACUUGUAACAGCUAACCAAGACAACUUGGGUCACUACGGUCAGACAAAAGAACAGCAGGCUAAUUGA
Messenger RNA from Fusarium coffeatum, 324 nucleotides. RefSeq lists its product as uncharacterized. Bases 1 to 324 code for a protein of 107 amino acids. The record is from RefSeq and is a predicted model, not a curated record. The transcript has 2 exons. NCBI's taxonomy places the organism in Eukaryota, Fungi, Ascomycota, Sordariomycetes, Hypocreales, Nectriaceae.